This is a messenger RNA of Zea mays, 1093 nucleotides long. RefSeq names its product BCR/ABL-regulated protein. The coding region runs from base 337 to 924 and encodes 195 amino acids. The transcript has a single exon. Gene Ontology annotation, cellular component: mitochondrial intermembrane space. Lineage: Eukaryota; Viridiplantae; Streptophyta; Magnoliopsida; Poales; Poaceae. The record is from RefSeq and is marked validated.
UACGACGACGGCUACUCCCUCCAUCCGUGGGGUGCAUAUGUGCUGUGCCAAUAAAACCUUGUACCGGUAUCAGACGACAAAUUACCUGUGAUGUCUAUCACUUGAGUAGUACAGAAGACAUCUAGUUGAGAUUGCCGUGGCCGAAUGAAAUGAAACCAUGUGGCCCGAGGCGGGCUCGACAGCAAAACACGGUUAACGAGCUUGGCGAGUGAGGCCACGGCUGACGCUCUGUGGCUCCCGACAGCCCACGCUGACGCUUUGUGGCUCCAAGGUCCUCGCUUCCAUCCACCCCGACAGGCCACGGCUCCGCCCCCACCGCUCUCGCUAGUCGCUACCAUGGUGGUAUCCUACACGGAGGAGCACGUGUACCGCCACCCCUGGCACCGGGUGACCGCCGCGGCGAUGCGCAAGUUCACGGACCCGGCCGCGCGCGCCGCCUCCGGGGCGCUCUCCCACAUCCUGGACGUCCACACGCUGUCCCGCGACGUGGACGCGCGGUCGGGCCGGCUGCGCGCCGUGCGCGCCAUCGCGGGGCGGACGCCGCCGCUCCCGUUCCCUAUCCGCGCCGCCGUGGCGGGAGCGGGCGGCGACGUGGUGGUGCUCUGCGUCGAGCGCACGGACGUGGACGCGCCCGCGCGCGACAUGCGGGUGGCCUCCCGUAACGCCACGCUCCGGGGGCUCGUCGACGUGCGGGAGCGGUGCAGCUACGAGCCCCACCCGGCGCGGCCCGACGAGUGGACCCUGUUCCGGCAGGAGACGACCAUCCGCUGCUGCGCGCCGCUGGCGGCCGUGGCGGCCAAGGUGGCCGAGCUCGUGGAGCGGCGCUGCGCGGAGAGGUUCGCGCAGAACGCGGGCAGGGGGAAGGAGGUCGUGGAGCGCAUCUGCGAGGACCUUGCGGCGGAGCAGGACUCGCUCGCCAGCUGAGGUACAAGUUGGAACGGCGACCAAGAGAGCGUGGUGUUUGUGCCAGUGCCGAAAAUUGCUGAUGCAUCACGGUGCUUUGCUGUCUGUGUGCAGAGGCUUGGGCCUUGUGUGAUGUGUGAUUGUGAAUGCUCCACGUCAAAUAAAAAAAAGGUGAAAAUAGUUCGAAAAA